AUGAGCAUUCACUCGCUGGAUUAUGCGCAGCCCGGCGCGAUGCGAUCUGAAUCGCUGCAUACCGAGGACAUCGAGGCAGGUCGCCAAUCGCCGAGCUCGCAAGUUGCCCCAACCAGAAAGGAGGGGCUCGCUCCGGAGUCAUUCACCUCCGCAGCCGCCCGAGUCAACUCCAGCGAAACCACCAAGCGCCGAGUCCGUCGUUCGAACACCGCCCGGUCUUACCACCCAGACGGCUUCUCCCAAGACCCGAACUGGCAACCCGGGACCGAGCCAGGGAUCGACCCAACCAAACCCCUUCCUCCAUACAGCUCGGAAUGGGCGUCGAACGUGCCACCAGAGCUGCACCGCCAUUGCGAAAUCACCGUGGUGGACUUUUCCCAGCAUGAAAUGCGACAGUAUGAGUUGGAUAACGAAACUCUCGAGCCCUUUCUGGCGCGGGAGCGCGAACCAUGGGUACAAUGUCGGUGGAUCAAUGUGAAUGGACUGAGCUGGGAUGUGAUCAAAACCCUCGGCAACCACAAGCGCUUGCAUCGGCUGGCCAUCGAGGAUCUGGUUCACACCACCAAUCGCACCAAGGCCGAUUGGUAUUCAGAUCAUGCCUUUGUCGUGUUAACCCUACAGAAACUGGUCAAGCUCCAAGAAGAAAACAGUGAUUUUGAAAGUGAAGAAGAGGAUUCCACUGGUGGGUGGAUGAGCAAGGAGCGAAAGAGUUCGGUUGCGAGCGAUAAGAGCUCGGUCUCUCUGAGGCGGCCAACUAAGCGAAGUGUCAUUCUGGCAGCACUGAAGGAUAUCUUCUGGCCGAACCGAUCGAAACAGGGCCAGACACCGAAGGAAAAGGCGACCGUUGGCUCAAGUGUUCGUCCUGGCCGCGGUAGAUCUUCCCCAAAACAAACCUCCCAGUUUGGAGACGUCGCUACUGCCACAGCGGCUGCCACCCGGAGUCUCCAACGCUACCGUGGAGGUCCGAACGAGGAUCGAAUUGGGUUCAUGGAGCGUCAUGCGGUGCUAGCUCCCAAGGGACUGUGUGUCACGCUGGAGCAAGUCUCCAUGUUUCUACAUGCCGAUAAUACCGUGACAUCCUUCUUUGAGACAAGUGCUGACGAUAUCGAGGCUCCUAUCGUUCGCCGCCUGAACUCGCCGGAGACAAUUCUUCGACAGUCGUGUGAUGCGAGCAUGCUCUUGCAGGCGAUCCUCGAUGCCAUCAUCGACCUCGCCAUUCCAGUGACGUCCGCGUAUCAAGAUGCCAUUGGUGACCUAGAGCUUGGAGUCUUGACGAACCCAGACAUUGACCAGUCCAAGUCCCUCUACAUCCUCACCUCCGAAAUCGCAAUUCUGCGUAACUCUAUGCAGCCUAUUGUGGCUGUGAUCAAUGCUCUUCGUGACCACAGGUCGGAGCCCGUCAGUACGCCGGGAUUGGGAACCAUACGGAACAACCCUCUGAGUGGGCCAAGUUCCCCUACUGGAUCAAGUGCCCACCCACAUGUUGGGAUCAUGACCCCUAAUUUAAAGAGCCUGGGUGGCUCCAGCGUCACCAUUAGUUUGAUGUGUCAUACAUACUUGGGUGACGCUCUCGACCAUUGCAUCACCAUAGUGGAAGGUUAUGAUCAGAUGCGACGUGCGGCCGAUAACAUGAUUGAUUUGAUUUUCAACACAAUAGGUGCCUACCAGAACGAAAGCAUGAAACAGUUGACCAUUGUGACUUGCCUUUAUCUUCCAUUGACAUUCCUUACAGGGUAUUUUGGGAUGAAUUUCACCGAUUUUUCUGGCAUCAACCAUAGUGAUUCAUAUUUUUGGAAAAUUGCUGUGCCAUUCGUCUGUGCCACCACCCUCUUGUUGAUGCGCGACAAAAUCCAGCGCUACGCGGUGCUGCUUGCUCAGAGACGGUUGAUUAUGAGCUCUAGGAAGCAGAGACGAGAGCGAAAGGGACGAUAA
Penicillium alfredii is the source of this 1932-nucleotide messenger RNA. Its product is annotated as putative CorA family metal ion transporter. The record is from RefSeq and is a predicted model, not a curated record. The transcript has 5 exons. NCBI's taxonomy places the organism in Eukaryota, Fungi, Ascomycota, Eurotiomycetes, Eurotiales, Aspergillaceae. Gene Ontology annotation, biological process: metal ion transport; transmembrane transport. Gene Ontology annotation, cellular component: membrane. Gene Ontology annotation, molecular function: cobalt ion transmembrane transporter activity; cobalt ion binding; magnesium ion transmembrane transporter activity. Bases 1 to 1932 code for a protein of 643 amino acids.